This is a messenger RNA of Paramuricea clavata, 345 nucleotides long. The record is from the annotation of a GenBank genome assembly. Lineage: Eukaryota; Metazoa; Cnidaria; Anthozoa; Malacalcyonacea; Plexauridae.
AUGAAAUGCACGUGCCAGGAUAACAAGAUUCAGCUUGGUGAUACCCUUAAACAUGACAUCAUCGUUACAUUUAGUGAUAAAUUUGGCAAUCAAAUAACGAAGGUAAAACUGAGUUCACAUUCACGUGUUUCCGCUUUCACGGGCCUUGAUUUACUGCCGUUUAGCUUUUCAUUUAUACCAUAGAAAUAUUAGACCUAUGAUUUGUUUAUUGUUUCAAUGAUUUAUACCCAAACAGCAUCGAAGUUGUUCUUCCUAUUGUUGUAGCUUCCGAACAGUCCAGCCUUACCAAUCACGGUCAGUGGGGACGGACUACGCCAAGCUGCUGUCAAAGUAACUGUGAACAAG